Messenger RNA from Carassius auratus (goldfish), 916 nucleotides. Its product is annotated as glycophorin-C-like. Bases 271 to 567 code for a protein of 98 amino acids. The transcript is spliced from 4 exons. The record is from RefSeq and is a predicted model, not a curated record. Gene Ontology annotation, cellular component: membrane; cortical cytoskeleton. Lineage: Eukaryota; Metazoa; Chordata; Actinopteri; Cypriniformes; Cyprinidae.
AGUGGGCAGAAAGGGGAAGUUCACGUGCUAUACAUUUAAACCUAACGGAUUUUAAAAACAGACCUCUGAUAUGAUUAAUGAUAAUAUUUCCAUCCUGUUAGAAAGUGAAAGAACAACUGAGCAGAGGAAGUAUUUCUGUUCCUAGAAAAAGGACAGGAGAACUUGUUGCAAAACUGUUGAAGAAAAGUUGACAUCUCAUCAUUCCUGAGAAGACUCUCCCACAGCUGUCCCCCUCAAUCUCACUGCCAAAUAUUCCUUCACACGUCUGUAAUGGCCAACUCCACAGAACGUAGCAUAACCCCCACUGAAAGCAAAUCUGACACAUCACCCAUAUCUAUUCAGGGACCAUACUUUGAAGCCAUAGUUGGAGUUGUCAUUGCUGUGGUGGUUCUGGUCCUGAUCCUCCUCCUGGCCGUCAUUCUGCGAUACCUGUAUAAGCACAAGGGCACAUAUCAUACCAAUGAGGCCAAGGGCACAAAGUUCGCGGAGACAGCAGACGCUGCUCUGUGUGGAGACCCUGCCCUGCAGGACGCCAUGGAUGAGAGCAAGAAAGAGUAUUUCAUAUGAGACACAAUAGCUGGCCUUUUAUACACAUCAUAUAAUAAACUCCUACAGGCACACAUGACGCCUCAAUCCUGUUUGCUGGAGCGGUGAAGUAACUGUUUUCUAACAGAAACAAACGUGUGAAAUGUCUUCUAUAUUUGAGAUUGUGCAUAUUUAUUUGUUCCUCAGAAAGAGGUAAUAUUGAGUACAGAUGAAAGAAUACGCCACACUCCUUGUAAAGCUGAGCGUCUGAACAAACAUCAGCUCAGGAGAAUGAGAUGCUAUUCAGAUGAAGGGAAGGAAAGUCUUUGAUCUCGUUAGACAGAAUGUGAAUGAUAGGGGAUAUAUGAAGACAUUGAAAUCAACACUGUUA